AUGCCAUACAAACAGCCCAGCUCGAGCUUGCACUUGCGGGGAGGUGGCAAGGAUGACGAAGAAGUUAACACAUGGGGCGAUUUGGAACAGGAGUUGGCUUGGCUUGAUUCCCAAUUUGAUGCCAUAGAAAAGGAGGAGGGGGAGAGGAAACGCCAAAAAAAGACGCAAGAGGAAGAUAUUCAAGAUACGAGGAGCGAAGUCGAAAUGAGAAUGUUACAAUUACAGGACAAAAUAAAACUUGCGAAGGACGACGAAAAAUGCGCUCGGGAACUGUCGGAGAAGGAUGUAGAUGGAGUUCAAGAUAAUGAGGGAAGGACAGGGAAAGAAAAGGAGGUUUACGAGACUCGCCAGAGGGAUGUCAACUUUCACGAAGCGCGCGUCAAGGGAUGA
Molecule: messenger RNA, 390 nt
Organism: Glarea lozoyensis ATCC 20868
Lineage: Eukaryota; Fungi; Ascomycota; Leotiomycetes; Helotiales; Helotiaceae
Exons: 2
Coding region: 1-390 (129 amino acids)
Source: RefSeq, a predicted model, not a curated record